This is a messenger RNA of Seriola aureovittata, 4078 nucleotides long. RefSeq names its product synaptopodin 2b (gene synpo2b). NCBI's taxonomy places the organism in Eukaryota, Metazoa, Chordata, Actinopteri, Carangiformes, Carangidae. The record is from RefSeq and is a predicted model, not a curated record. Gene Ontology annotation, molecular function: actin binding. The transcript has 2 exons. Gene Ontology annotation, biological process: positive regulation of actin filament bundle assembly. Gene Ontology annotation, cellular component: Z disc; actin cytoskeleton; nucleus. The coding region runs from base 1 to 3057 and encodes 1018 amino acids.
AUGGAACCAGAGGCUGAAGACCCAGACAACAAUGAUAACUUGGUCCCUUGGUCAGGUUCAGAUGGUUCCCAGGAACUCUGUGUCUCUGAGUCCCUGGCAGAGUCCUACAAUGAGGAUGAUAUCAGUGAUGAGUUCCCUUUAGACCCACAGCCUCCUCAUAUUCCCAAGUCUGAGUCCCCAGAACGCCUUCAGUCACAAGACUGGGAAUCUGCAGGUGAGCAACAGUCCCUGCCUGAACUAAGUGGAAGUGAAGAGGAUGUUUCAUACCAAGAGGAGGAUGACAUCUACCUUAGUGAAUCAAGAGAGUCCAUUUCAGAGUCACCUCACAUCCAAACCUCACCCGUCUCACUGUCCCCACACCCAGAGCGCCCUGACUCCAGGCCUCCCGCUGGCCAGAUAUCACGACUGCAUUCCCUGUCAUCUUCUUCCUCUCUUGGCUGUGCCGCUGACAUGACCCUGGCCUUGACCCUGACCACAGAAGAGCCACUGGGAGCCAGUAAUAGGCAGGACUCAGGGACUGGGAACAGGAGGGUUGAAUCUUCAGAGGAAGGAGGGAGUGGUGAAGCACCUCCUGCUUCUGUCUUCUUUGAAAUUCCAGACGAGGGUGCUGAGCAGGCAGAGAAGUGGAACUCGGAGUCUGACACAGAUCUGUGCAGACCCGACCGGCACAGGGCAAGGCACACACGGCUCAGCCACAACGAGAGCCAAUCAGAAAAGCAUGUCAAGGAGACCAAGUCUAAAUGUAAACGAAUUGCUCGGCUCUUAACUGAUGCACCCAAUCCUCAAAAUAAGGGAGCCUUGCUGUUUAAAAAACGGCGCCAGAGGGUGAAGAAGUAUACACUUGUGAGUUACGGGACUGGUGAUAAGCUUGACAGCGAAGACCAAAUAGAGGAGGAAACUGAAGAAGUCAGAUCAGCUGGGUAUAACUUUGUGGCAACAAGUGAUUCUGAGUUAGAGGAGGAGUAUUCUGUUUAUCACCAGCAGCAUAAUUUAAGUCUGAAUUGGGGAAGUGUUCGAGAAAUGGAAGCACUACCAGAGACAAAAGGGAAGGGAGUUUUGAUGUUUGCCCAACGCCGCAAACGGAUGGAUGAAAUUGUGUCAGAGCAAGAAGAACUGAGGAGUAAAGAAUUACCUGCAGAGGAAUUAACAGAACCUGAAUGUACAGAAGCACCGAAUAUUUAUGACACUAAGCAAAUGUACAUGCAUGCUGAUCAGGCCAACUACAUGGAUGCGAGUCACAGGCAGCAUGUAGAUUACCAAGAAAAUAUUCAACAGAUGAACCACCUAGUUGAUGUGCCAAAACCAUUGGUGCCAAACAGAACUGCGAAGCCCUUCCUAGGAUUUCAAGAUGGCACGACUGCUCAUGUCAUGCCUGGUGGCGUUGUUCCAGUGACAAAGAGGAACGAACCGAGAUUCAUAGUACCUGUGCCUAUUAACACGAACCCACAGGUCUGGUCCCCAACUGGAGACAUCAUAGCCUCAAGAGAUGAGCGAAUAUCUGUACCAGCGAUCAAGACCGGCAUCCUACUAGAGUCAAAAAGAAAAGCUCCUAUCAAACAGCUGGCGCAAGAAUCAAAUCCUCACCUUCAAAGCAAAGGGGACAGGAGGUCUUAUAUUGAGUCAGAAGAAGACUGUUUUAGUCUUGGUGCAGAAGCUUGUAACUUUAUGCAACCAAGAACAAUUAAACUCAAGAAUCCCCCUCCAGUUGCCCCAAAACCUACCAUCAAUCCAUCCUGCCCACCUUGGAUGGGGAGGAGUCCCUCUGGUGAACCAUAUAUUCCACCAAGAAGUCCGGUUUCACAACCCUCUCACAGUUCCGCAGGGCCUCAUAGUCAGCAUUACUUACAACAGCAAGAUUGGGCUCAGCCUCAGCAGGUGGCCAACCAGUGGGCACCAGAUCAAACCCGAGCACAACUUCAAACACCUGUCAAUGCCUGGGCUCCGGUCAACUCCUCUUCUCAGCUUCAUCUUCAGCCAACCGCAAAUAGCUGGAAUCAACAGCCGCCACGAUCCCCUGUGAGUAUGCAGGCCCACAGUCCUACUUACAGCCCACAUCACCCACCUUCACCCUCAAGGAAUAAGUCAGGCAGUGUUCCCAACUCAGUCGCCUCUUGCCCACCACAAGCAGGGAAGUCAUACAUCCACGCAUCAAAAGCAUCGCAGGCUUCUCCAAAGGGUCGAGUCUCAGACAGAGGUAUUAAUCGGGCUGGUGAUGGUUCAACUAUGGCGGGAAGAGGUGCGGAGUUGUUUGCCAGGAGACAGUCCCGUAUGGAGAAGUUUGUUGUCGAUGCUGAAUCAGUGCAAGCUAACAAAACCAGAUCUCCCUCCCCAACCGCGUCCCUCCCUAACUACUGGAGGUAUUCUUCAAUUGUUCGUGCCCCCCCGCCUUUAUCAUACAAUCCCCUUCUUGCUCCUUUCUACCCUCCAUCAGCAGCCAAGCAGCCCCCUUCGACAAGCCCCCAAAUCAAGCCCAAGACCAAAGAAAAACCUAAAGCACCCCCAAAGCACCUAAAUGCCUUAGAUAUUAUGAAACAUCAGCCUUAUCAGUUGGACUCGUCACUGUUCAAGUAUGAUGCAGUCCCUGAGGCCAAAAGCCCCAGCCCCAAACCAACUCCAGUGUCAAAGUUUGAGGUUACUAAAAACCUUAAACAUAGAGCUGCCUCCUCUCAUUCUCCUUACAAUGCCUCUGAGCUUGCUGUUCAGGGCAAGGCAGAAGCCCCUGCUAAGUCUCCUGGAAUGGUAAGUUCCCAAAAUUCUUCUGCCCACGAAAACACAAGAUCAGCUGAGCCUCUUGCAACUGACAAGCACUUGGAUGACAAGCACACUGUCACACCUGCAGCCCAUCACAUAACCAAAAAGCAAGCACCAAGCGCCCGACCCACAAGCACAUCCUCCCAGCAGUCAUCUACUGCUGACAGCAUAGCUUCAGCUUUUUCUCCUGCAUCUCUUAUUGCUAGAGGCGCACGUCAAAUGGCUCCUCGGCCAAAAUUCUCUGCAAAGAAGCCAGCAGUGACAGGCAAACAGUGGAAGCCUGUUGCUAUGCUUCAUUUGUCCUAAUACUGUAUAUGGUCAGGCUUUGGUGUAGUCAACACUGAGACGCAGUUACGUCUGUAACUUGCUAGCAUCUAAAAUGUCUUACUUAACCGGAAAUGUAUAGACCUUUGCACUGUCUAAACGUAGGCCAAUGUACGGGAAACAGGAAAAGUCAGUUGAUUGUACAGCGAAACUAGUUUAACAAUUGUGAUUAAACAAUGGAAUACAAACUAAAAUAUAAAUCAAUAACUUAGCACAUCACAUCAUCUUCCUAAAACUUGGGAGGUGCGUGUGUGUUUAAAAAGGAAAUAUGAGACUAAAUCAUGUUGAGUGAUUCUCAGGAGGUGCUUUUACAUGUGCAAUAAUGUGAGUAGAGAGCCUUGUUCAACUAAGGUCUCUAGUUUGAGUUGCUCAUCUUUCUUUAGUUCUUUUUUUUUCUUUUGUAAGAAAUAAGAUUACAUGCAUUUUUAUGUAACUGUAAUCACCACUAACCCCAAAACUACACACAGAAACAUUUAUAAAUACAUUUAUUUAUCCAAAAUAGUCAGAAUAAUUCUUAAUAAUUCUGUCAUUCGGGAUAAGAGUAACUCAAGUUUACAAUUAUAUUUGUGUAAUAUUUUGAAUUAUUUAUUUGUUGUUUGGGGAGAAAUUGUCUAUGCACUUCUUUCUUUGGAUGAAAUUCCUUCAGUCUCAUUCCAAACUUUGAUGGUAUCACAACAGCUAAAAAGCAUCAAUGUUAGUUGUGAUCAUUAACCCUGAUGACUUAAAAUGCUUUUUAUGUGGAUGUAUUUUCUGCAAUCAUCAGAUAAGACCAGUUAUUCAAUGUCAUCAGAUAUUCUGUGUCCUCAUCCUUGAUGUAAAACAUGAGCAGAAUAUCACAGGGAUUUGAGUUGAAUGUUAUUGACUCACAUAAUUAAUAGCGACUCAAAAUGAAAAUACAAAACAACUGUCUUGUUUGUCUCUGUCUUUCUGACAUAUCACUCUUUAUUGCACUUCUUGUCAUCAGCACAAUCAUGCCAUUAAAUUUCUCUUUCCUCCUACCUGA